Molecule: messenger RNA, 663 nt
Organism: Ceratina calcarata
Lineage: Eukaryota; Metazoa; Arthropoda; Insecta; Hymenoptera; Apidae
Product: protein stunted
Exons: 4
Coding region: 161-334 (57 amino acids)
Biological process (GO): proton motive force-driven mitochondrial ATP synthesis
Cellular component (GO): mitochondrial inner membrane
Molecular function (GO): proton-transporting ATP synthase activity, rotational mechanism
Source: RefSeq, a predicted model, not a curated record
CCGCUGAGCGUCGGCCAUUUGUUUUUUCGGCGUGCGAACGAUUGUACGUCAGUCAGGUGAUUUCUGUGCAUAUUCGAGGUUCGUUCAAACGCAAGGUGUCACGUAUUAUUUCCAAAGUUCCGUUACGAUUAAACAAGUUUAAACAAACCCAUCAAUAAGAAUGUCUGCGUGGAGGCAAGCCGGUUUAAAUUAUAUCAAUUACUCUCAAAUAGCUGCCCGAGUCGUCAGACAGGCUCUUAAGGCAGAUUUAAGAACAGAGGCUGGGAAACGCGACGAGGUGAGCGUGAAAAUCACGCAGUGGAAGGACGGUAGACCUGCAACUGAAAGGCUAUAGGUAUUCGUUUCAAGUUGUAAGUUAUAGAAAUUAGUUAGAGAAGACGUAAAUUAUGUUAUCACAAAUCGAUGGAGGAAAUGAUCGUGCUCUCGGUAUAUACAAUUGCACACGUGCCCACUAAACACCAAAUAAGAUGUUGAAUGAAACAGUAGUUCAUAUAUAUCAGUCCGAUAUUCACAGAUAAAGUAAAAACAUGUUGUACUAUCUGGACCUAUUUUUCUUGAUUCCAUCCAAGUUCCUUAAUUCUUCAAUGAUCAUCUUAUCGUCGGGCAAUGCGCUUUGCAAUGUACUAGAAAAAAAUACGCAGUAAAUAUUAACGUUAAUAUUUA